AUGAAACAAUCAUCUGAAAGUCAACGUCUACUCAUUAUUUCACUUGAUGGAUUUCGUCAUGAUUAUUUACAUGAACACUAUUUACCUGCAUUGAAUCGAUUUCGUAAUGAUGGUGUUCGAGCAACACAUGGAAUGCGACCUUCAUUUACUACAUUGACGUAUCCUAAUCAUAUUUCUAUCGCAACAGGAAUGUAUCCAGAAGAACAUGGCAUUGUGCAUAAUUCAUUCUACGAUCGAUUAUUAAAAUUAACUAUUGGAAUGAAUAAUCGUGAUGAUGGGCAAUGGUCUGAUCCAAAAGUAGAACCUAUAUGGAUUACUGCAACCAAACAAAAAAUAAAAUCUGCAGUUCUUUUCUGGCCAGCAUGUCAUAAUGAGUUUUAUGGCGUACGUCCACUUAUCUAUAGUUGGUUGUACACUGAUGAUGUAUCUUUUCGUGAAAAAAUCGACAAUGCUAUAGGUUACUUUCGUGAAUUAUCAGUUCAAUUCGUUAUGCUAUACCAUUUUGAACCAGAUAAGCAAGGACAUACAUAUGGCCCAGAUUCCCAAGAAGUACACGAUACAUUACUUCGUCUUGAUAUUGAUAUAGAAUAUUUAUUGGAUAAAACAAAGAAAGAACUCAAUGAUGAUUUAAAUAUUAUUAUACUCUCUGAUCAUGGCAUGACCAAUGUAACAGGAGUAAUACGACCAUUUUUCGAAAAAUAUCUUAGCCCAACAUCCGUUGAAACAAAUCUUCUUUCUGGUGCAUUAUUCAAUGUAAUGCCAAAACGUGGACUAACUAGAAAAGUUUACAAUAAUCUUAGUAACUUACCUAAUGUAACAGUAUAUAGACGUGAUGAAAUUCCUGAACGUUUUCAUUAUUCAAAACCAGGACAUCGACUUGGGGAAAUAACUGUAUUACCAAAUUUUGAAGGUCAAAUUCUAUCUCGAGCGACAACAAAUAAAGUUUACAACAAAAAAGGUAACCAUGGAUGGGAUAAUACAUUAGCAACUAUGCAAGCCAUAUUUAUGGCUCGCGGUCCUUCUUUCAAUAAAAAUGUGUCAAUUCAUUCACUUAAUAAUGUAGAUAUUUAUCAUAUUGCCUGUCACAUUCUUAAACUUAAUCCAAAUCCCUAUGCUACUGCUGGUUCUAUUGUCUAUCUUACUAGUAUUUUCCCAACGCUCUUUGGAAGUUUUGAUGGUUUACAUGAAUUUCGGCCCAAGGAAUUUUCGGCCCGGACUUUCGGCCCGGUCCGACUGUCCGGUGAUUUUUCGGCCUGGGCCGAAAGUCCUUCAUAA
Messenger RNA from Rotaria sp. Silwood1, 1275 nucleotides. The record is from the annotation of a GenBank genome assembly. Lineage: Eukaryota; Metazoa; Rotifera; Eurotatoria; Philodinida; Philodinidae.